GAGAAGUCUUUUUCUCUGACUUGUCUCGUGGUCAUUCCUUUUUUAAACGCAUCAUUCCGAAAGUGAAAGUAAAGGUUCGAUUGUUGAAGAAAGAGUAAAGAUGGAUUCACUAUUUGUGGAAGAACUUAACUGUCCUGUGUGUUAUGAAAUCUUUAAGGAUCCUGUGGUUUUAUCAUGUAGUCACAGUUUCUGUAAAGAGUGUCUUCAACGGUUCUGGAGAACCAGGGACGCUCAGGAGUGUCCUGUCUGCAGGAGAAGAUCCUCGAGGGAUGAUCCUCCAACUAAUCUUGUGUUAAGAAACGUGUGUGAGUCGUUUCUGAAGGAGAGGAACGAGAAGUGUUCGUCAGGAUCUGAGGGGAUCUGCAGUUCACACGGUGAGAAACUCAAACUCUUCUGUCUGGAGGACAAACAGCCGGUGUGUUUAGUGUGUAGAGAUUCACAAACACACGACAACCACAAAUUCAGACCCAUCAGUGAAGAGGUUUCAUCGUAUAAGGAGAAGCUAAAUAUAGCACUGAAAUCCUUACAAGCGAAACUUAAACACAAAGAGAACAUUAGAGGGGAAUUUAUGAAAACAGUUCAACACAUCAAGUCUCAAGCUGAGCACACAGAGCAUCAGAUUAAACUGCAGUUUGAGACGCUUCAUCAGUUUCUCAGAGAUGAAGAAGAAGAUGCAAUCGCUGCACUGAGGGAGGAAGAGGAGCAGAAGAAGCAGAUGAUGAAGGAGAAGCUGGAGGAGAUCAACAGACAUAUCUCAGCUCUUUCACACACAAUCAAAGACACAGAGGAGAUGAUGGAAGCCAAUGACAUCUCCUUUCUACAGGAGUUUCCAGUCUCAAUGGAAAGAGUCCAGAUCCCAUCAGAGCCGGAUCCACAGACUCCUUCUGGAGCCUUGAUUCAUGUGCCACGAUACUUGGGGAACCUUCCCUUCAGAGUCUGGAAGAAGAUGAAGGACAUCAUCCAAUACACUCCUGUGAUUCUGGAUCCAAACACGGCUCAUCCAUCUCUCGUCCUCUCUGAUGAUCUGACCAGUGUGAAAGACCGCUGGAACAAACAACCGCUUCCUGAUAACCCAGAGAGAUUGGACAGCUAUCCCUGUGUUCUGGGUUCGGAGGGGUUUAACUCGGGAACACACUGCUGGGACGUGGAGGUUGAAGGGAAUUCCUACUGGAUUCUUGGAGUAACGACAGCAUCGAACCAAAGGAAGGGACGUGAGUUCUUUGACACGGACGUGUGGAGUGUGCAGUAUGGACUUUAUAUAAGGUCCGGUUUUCCUGUUGAACAGGGUCUUGAGUGUGUGAGAGUGUAUCUGGACUAUGACAGAGGAAUGGUGUUGUUCUCCGAUCCUGUAACUAACACACGUCUACACACAUUCACAACCACCUUCACCGACACGGUCUUUCCUUUCUUCGAAACCGCUUCCUCUCUCAGAGUCUUGCCGUUCAAAAUGUAGUAAAAGUUACACCUGGAUCUUCCUGCUUUCAUCUUUUCCAGUCACCAUGUUUCCAAUAUUGAAUCCAUAUCUCAUGACAUGAGAAAGAGUGCUGUUGAUCUGAACAUCAACACUAUCAAACUAUGGUUGUUUUAAUUUAAAGGAUCAAAGCAUCAGAGGACUCUUUUAACCAAAACUUGGUGGCUAAUAAUUGUGUGAGUGAUUAAUCUGGCGCCCUUGGUUUACUUCCUCCCGGCUGAGUUUGUUAUAAUAAUGUGGCUCAACAGGCUUCUUACAUGGAUUAUACCUCUUCUUAUCAUCCAUUCAGUGACACUGAUGAUCAAACUGAUCAAAUAACGUAUGGUAGCUACCAGCAACAGUGUUAGUAUCUGUUAGUCAUAUUAAUGUAGAUGCAAAAUAGGUGCAAGCAUAAAUUGAAAUGUUUGCACUUCUAACCACUAGAUGUCACUGUCAGCCAUAAUUAAUAUAUUCCAGUCCUGUCAGUAACAUUGUUUCAUGGCAUUUUACACAAUGCAAGAUGAAACGGAAUUUACAUAGUUUACAACACUGACAUUGUAUGAUACCGCUAUUCAAUCCAGUACUGUAUAAUGUGCAUGAAUAUUAUGAAGUGUAUGAUAUGAGCACAUGAGGAUAAUCAGGCUUGAUAUUCAGUUGCCCUGGUACUUUGUGCAAAAAGAUGAAAAGCUAUCAUAGAAACUAAACAUUGUGGAAGAAAAGCAUCUUCCAUGAAUUCUUUGAAAUCAAUUGAAUGUGUCUGACAGUGAUUGUUCAGUUUCAAUGUUGUGACGUCAGAGUUAAGAAGUCAGUAGACUCAUUGGCCAUCUGAUGACCUUGCUGUCUCUGAUUUUGUUACUUUAAUCAUGGCUGGCAACUAAGUAACUGAGAAAAUGACAGUAUUCUUCAUCUUCACUAAGAAGCUGACUAAAAUAUGUUUGCUUUGACAGUUAGUCUUUUGAUGGCCACUAGAUGUCACUGUCAGAUAAUUACUGUGAGCUGCCAAGGUUUAUUAUAAGUAUGCAUGCCCUUUUACAGUGCUCACUUUAAAUUAAAUUAAAUUAAAUUAAAUUAAAUUAAAUUAAAUUAAAUUAAAUUAAAUUAAAUUAAAUUAAAUUAAAUUAAAUUAAAUUAAAUUAAAUUCGGGCACACAACAAUACCACAGAUUAAAUUAAAUCCAGAGUUAUUAAUUGUACAUACAGCUUUCACUUGCUCACUUGAAACCCUUCAGUUUAAUUCAGAAUAAUUAAUUAUACAUUUAGCUUACAAUUUUCAAUUAAAUUACAUUGCAUAACAUUAAAUUAAAUAGUAUAAGGGCACACAACAGUACCACAGAAUUAUUUUAAUCAUUUAAAUAAAUGAAAACAUUUAUUUUUGUCUUUAUUUUCUACAUCUAAAACUUUUUACACCACAAAUAAUGCAUCACUUUUCUUACAAUACAAAACGAACAUAAAAUCAAACAGAUGUUGCCUGUUUGAGUGCAUGAAAAGAUAGUUAUGUUUACAUACAACAUUUUUUCUGCUUACAUUUAUAUAGGCUCCAUUACAGUGUAAAUAGUGAGUGUGGUAAACAGAGGUGUAUUUUGACUUGCAGUUGGAUGUUAACACAUUUGCUUGCUUGAAUACGUUUUAUUUGAGGAAAAACAGUGGCAUGUUAUGUUUCAGUUCUUGUUGAGAUGAAAACAGAAAUGGUCAAAUUCGUUUUUUUUUUCCUGUUGUUUUUCAUGUCAGACCGUUCAGUCCAGGAUUAAAUGCAUCCUGUCCCUUCAUCUGAAGUGCUCCCACCUCUUGUUGCACUCAGUAAUUUAAUCAUUUUUUCCCCCUCUAUAAUGCUCUAUUUUAAAGUCCUCGAAGUCUUCACAGCAGUCAUUUUCCACAACAUUAUAAUCACAUGUAUGUAGACCUUAAUGCACUUACCAAAUAGUGCUUGACAAAAUGUAAUGGGAUUAUUUCCUACGAGGGGAAAAUUGUUUCCAGGAAGUGCCACGGCUCUUGAUGGACAUGCUUAUUGAUGUAUGACCUCCUGGUAUUUGGCACUUUGUCAUUAACAGGUUCAAACUCUGCUUGGAAAAUAGCAAUGAUUUCUCAGAACGAUUUGCUUUAACGGUCUUCAAAACACUUUGAACUUUUGCUUUGAUUAGUGGAGUCAAAAAAGCAUUUAUCAGAUAUUCUUUACAAUACUGAAACAGAAACCUGAGACGCAUAUAUUCAGUCUUCUGACCUUCAGGUAAAGUUCAGCAUGAGAAUGAAUGCCAAAUGUGAUUUUGGGAAAGGCCAGAUGUUGGAUGGCUCAAGCGGUUUUCCGAUUCCAUCCAUUCAGGCAAAUGCUAUUUGCUAACAGCUUCCCAAAAUAACCUACAAUCCCAUUUCUUUUCAAAUCACAUGAAGGGAAGGUAAAAAGUCUUAUUUGCUGAAUGGUACUUGAGAUUGUAUUAUCAGUGGGGCUUCGCUAAAUUAGCCAAUUUAAAAACAACUGGGUUUAAAGGAGAUUGGAAA
This is a messenger RNA of Carassius auratus (goldfish), 3942 nucleotides long. Its product is annotated as nuclear factor 7, ovary-like. The transcript is spliced from 6 exons. Gene Ontology annotation, molecular function: ubiquitin-protein transferase activity; zinc ion binding. Gene Ontology annotation, biological process: protein ubiquitination. The record is from RefSeq and is a predicted model, not a curated record. NCBI's taxonomy places the organism in Eukaryota, Metazoa, Chordata, Actinopteri, Cypriniformes, Cyprinidae. The coding region runs from base 101 to 1453 and encodes 450 amino acids.